This is a messenger RNA of Podarcis lilfordi (Lilford's wall lizard), 43591 nucleotides long. Lineage: Eukaryota; Metazoa; Chordata; Lepidosauria; Squamata; Lacertidae. The record is from the annotation of a GenBank genome assembly.
AUGGAGACCCCCGGCCAGAAGAGGAGCACCCGGAGCGGGGGCACCUCGAACCCGCUCUCGCCGGCCCGCAUCACCCGCCUGCAGGAGAAGGAGGAUUUGCAGGAGCUGAACGACCGCCUGGCCAUCUACAUCGACAAGGUGCGCUCCCUCGAGUCCGAGAACGCCGGGCUCCGGCUGCGCAUCACCGAGUCCGAGGAGGAGGUGAGCCGCGAGGUCACGGGCAUCAAGUCGGCCUACGAGGCGGAGCUGGCCGACGCCCGCAAGACGCUCGACUCGGUGGCCAAGGAGCGGGCGCGCCUCCAGCUGGAGCUGAGCAAAGUCCGCGAGGAGUUCAAGGAGCUCAAGGCCAGGUAGGGCGCCCGGGAAGGGGCUGGCUAGGGGCGCUCGCUCAGGGACCCGGGGUGGGGGUGGAGGGAAGCCUCCUUGGUCCAAACAGCGUUUUCUCAGCCCCCCCCCUCAAAAAAGAAAAGAGAAAAUCCCAUACACACCUCUGCACGUUUUGGAGUACCUAGUCAGGAUUGCGUCAAAAGCGUAAGCCCAGUGGAUGGUGGCCCACAAGGAUUUUGGGCAGGGACCAAAGCGGGCAUGGAAGCUGGCAGCCAUCAUAUGAGCUGGGAGGGCAAAGAAUGUCAUUCUCCAGCUGGGAAGACUGCGACUCUGUUGUGGGCAGAGGAGGAGGCGGCAUAUUCUUCCCCAAGCCCACGUUCAGGCUUGACAAUGAACACUUUCUUUUCCUCUUUUGUGGGCAAUUGGUUGUGCGGUUGGCAUUGUGGUAUCUGUCGCGGCUGCCUGGAAUUCCCAGUUUGGCAGUGGAAAGUUUACCUCUGUGGUAUGUAGCCAGCAUAUCUUAAACAAUAGUUGGAUGGAUUCCCCAAACUUAGAAAGGGAGCUGGGGACAAGGACCCCAGCUUUAUUCUCCUUGGCACUGUAGCUGUGUUCUGUUCAGAAUAUCUUGGAGUAAUCAGAUUUAUUUUUAAAACUGUCUUAAAUUUCCACCAGUGGCCAUCAAAAUUAAUAUUUUGUAUCCAUGUCCUGGUUUUGGGUGCAUUGGGGAGCAAGCACAGUGGAUGGCUUUGGUGCCGGCAACGAGGCCACCCACAAUAGUCUCCUUUAAGAUUUCAUAAAUUGCCCCCUCCUUGUGUUGACUAGAUUAAGGGGUCCUCAGUGUGGUGCUCUCCAGAUGUUUGACUCCAGCUCCUGUCAGCCCUAGUCCGCAUGGCCAGUGGAGAGGAACAAUGGGUGUUCUAGUCCAAGAACAUCUGGAGGGCACCGCGUUGCCUAUCCCAUUGAAAUGAAUGGGCAUGGCUAAGGUGGCUCCAUUCAUUUCCGUGCAUUUACUCUGAGUAAGGCUUGGUUGAAAGCAACUCAAGCUGGCUUAAAACACAGCUGGGUCAUUUGUUUUCUCAAUUUGGAGCCAAGCUGGUUUUGGGGAAAGCGCAUUAAAAUGCAAUAUUUCACUAGAAACGUUAGGAUAGAUAUGGAUUGUGGCUCGUGUUGUGUGCACACCGCUUCCCUUAGCAGCUAGGAGCGCAUUGAGUGCAGACUUGAAUGAGAGUGUGUAUACACAGCUUAGUCUCCACUCCAAAUUGGGCAAGGACUAUUUGUGUAUGUGGUUGUCUAAUGAAUUGUCUGAGUGGUUUGCCAAAAACCUCUGUGUGGCAGAUCACCAUUGGGUUUGGGGGCCCCAGGAAAUGUCAGCAAGCUCUUGGGGCAGACUGUGGGAUAGGUGCUUCUCUUAUCAAGGCACACCCUUCAUUCUCUUGGAGGAUUCCCUGGCUUAGCAAGUUGUAUCUUCAGUAGAACCAAACUAUGUUUGCUGCUCUGCUGGUUGGAGAGGAGAACAUUCCGUUCUGAAGUGCCCACCUAUGACCACUUUUACUCAAGCUGAACCCUUUUCCAUCCAGGGGUGCAUCUGAUUUAACAAACUGCUUGCUGAAUUUGCGCCCGUUCUGACCUUCAUUGUCUCCGUUUUACAUUUUUCCUACGCAGCCUUUUCUGUGUUGGCUCAAAUAGUCGAUUCGGGUGUGGUGGAGGAAUUAUGCGAUUAUAUAUUUUUUCCACUCCGCUCAUCCUAAAUUUCUGCAACUGGAAUAAAUUGUGCACAUUGGGCAGAUUGCGCCACAUGCUUAGUUACUGUGCGUUGGCUGCAUUUUUGUGGUGGGCCCGGGGGUGGGGAAUGCAUCUCCUCCACAUUUCUUAGGCAUGUGCUGGAGAAUGUGAGUUCAGACUUGCAGAGAAACAGGCUGUGCAGAGGGGAAGACCUGGUGGUCAUAGCAAAGGAGCAGGAACUAUAGCCUAUAGUCCUCCCCCCCCCCCCCACUUCCUCACAACCUCUAAUUUCUAAAUAGUUUUUUGUGUUCUCUCAGUGCUGAGUUUUGUUAUGGUUUUGUUUUUUGUUUUUUUGCUCUUGAACCAGAAGGACUGGGAACUUCAAAACUCAACAUGGGGUUUUUUUGUUUUAAAAGAACCAAGGUGCAGCUGUAGUAACUGUGUUCUGCCCUGCAUGGUUUGAUAGUGCUGUGCUUGCAUGCUGAACAACUGUACCCUCUUUCCUCCUGCCUUCCCUGCCAGUAUUCGGCUUCAGGAGGUAACUGAACUCUGAUAGGCAGCAGGGAGUGUGGAGGCUACAGCAGCCUUAUGCCAAAGUCUGCAGGCCAGUCUCAUUUUACUACAGCUUUUGGCUUUGCUGUGGCUUCCUAGCCUUCUCUGCUGAGAAGCCUUAGAAGUGAGGGCGGGCGAGGCGAGUCAUUGGGUCCUUUCUGAGUAAAUUGCAGAGUCCCUUUCCCAGAAAUAAUGCCUUUUGCAGAUGCCGCCUGCAUGCAGCUCAGUUUUAUAUUUAACCUGCAUGUGUCCCAUUGCAGAUCCCGCUUUAGAUAACUUUGUGCUCAUCUCAAUGGCAAUGCGAGCCUGUCUCCAUUUAGAUCCUGGGUCUGUUGUGCUAUGUGUGGCAGAAUCAUUUGAAAAGGCUGCAGCAAUAGGUGCUGAGCGGCUGCUCUUUAUGUGGGCAUGGGGGGGGGGGAGGCUGCAUUCCCCACCACUUGCGAGUGCUCCAUAAAGCACUUCAAAACCAAGCCUGAACAUAAGUUUCAUAAUUGCAUGCAUGUAGCAUACCAGGAAAAAGUUGCAGAUUACCCAAGAUAACCUUCCCCAGCCUGUUUCACCCUCCAGAUGUUUUGGACUACAACUCCCAUCAGCCCCAGUCAGUGCAGCCAUUGCAGCACCAAUGGGAGUUGUAGUUCCAGACAUCUGGAGGGCACCAGCUGGGGAAGGUGGGUGAAUCUGCCUUGCCUCAGAUUACCUCUGAAGUACUCAGAUGAACUUCCCAGGUUGUGACUCAAGCUCCCUGGGUGGCCUUGCAGCCCAGACCCACAUGCGUUUAAUUUUCACAUCUAAGCCCCAUUUAUUUCAGAGGGGUUUGCUCCCAGCUGUCUGUGCUCAGAGCUGCAGCCUUAGUUGGUCUUUAGCUUGGUCCCUCAUCUGCCAAAUUGGGAUGAUAGGCCAAUAUUUCUAUCUGAUAAGGCUGUGCUGCAGGUUAAUAAAACAAUGUCUGCAAAGCAUUUUACAGAUUUGAAAUGCACUGUGUGAAUGACAACUGAAAUAAUAAUAAUAAUAUAAUAAUAAUAAUAAUAAUAAUAAUAAUAAUAAUACUACAGUGGUACCUCGGGUUAAGUACUUAAUUCAUUCCGGAGGUCCGUAUUUAACCUGAAACUGUUCUUAACCUAAAGCACCACUUUAGCUAAUGGGGCCUCCUGCUGUUGCCGCACUGCCGGAGCACAAUUUCUGUUCUCAACCUGAAGUAAAGUUCUUAACCUGAAGCACUAUUUCUGGGUUAGCGGAGUAUGUAACCUGAAGCGUAUGUAACCUGAGGUACCACUGUAAUAAUAAUAAUAGUCAGAGACAGAGACAGGGCAAGGAAUGGUUUGCAGUUAAUUCCACCCAAGUUGCCGCAGCGCAAGGGUUUUUGCUGGCUUGUUUGCCUGCAUAAACCCAUUCUUUCUGGCCAAGCUUUUAUAAAGACCUGCCUGGUCAUCUGGUGUUGAUUCCUGAUCACCCCAAGUGAGCUGUAGGACUUAAUAUCCCUUACUGCAGAGCUUCCAAACUUUUCAUGUUGGUGACACACAUUUUAGACAUGCAUCAUUUCGCCACACAGUAAUUCAGUUUUACUAGCAAAGCAGAGGUUAAACUAACCCCUUUCCAUCCCCGGGAGAAGCGCAGGGAGCUGCAUGUUCACUUGAGAAAUAGGAGGUAGGGACAUUACAGGUGUGUCUUUUAUUCUCCUCUGCCCCCAACCUGGUUGAAGAUUCAUCGGCAUUGGUAUGCUGUAGCUGAUAUGAUUCAUACUGCAAGCCUCAAAUUAUGGCUUGAUAACAGUUCGGUGUGUUUCAUGGGGCGUCUAACCACAGUUGCCACUUCUUUAAUAUGCCCCUGUGCUUAACUACAAUUUAAAUAAUGCAAAAAGAAACAGUUGUUGUCAACUGCAGUUGUAUGUUCUGUCGCUUUGCCUCUCUUCUGUAGCAGACAAACUCAGAGCAGCAGGAAAUAAUUUUGGAAGUCCCGUCUAGCUGCCAGGUGUCUGUUUUGUCAGCCAUUGUGCUGUGCCCCAGAAGCAGGCAGGCUUUGCAGCCCACGCGUUGGGUCUUGACAACUGUGUGCUUUGUACCACAAACAGCAGCACAUGGGGCCCUUUUGCACCUCCUCCCGUGGGGCGCCGGCUACCUGUCUUUCUGUUUCUGCAAGGCUGGUUGCAAAAGGUUUUCCUUUGCAAUUAACCUGUUUGCCUGCCUGCCUCGUCCGACAGCUCGGCAAUAGCGGUUGCCAGGGGAGGCAGCAAAUGUUUUGAGACUGCAAACAAGAGGCAGUGUGAGUCAGCCGAAGGGAAACUACAAUCAGGGAAACUACAAUCGUAAUUCAUUGAUUUCGAAGGACAAAUAGAAAUUCCCCGGUGGAGCGGGGGGGGGGGGGAGAGCUAGACAUUGCGUGGGGGUGAGGCGGCUGGAGGGCCCCGCCUGUGGUCGGAAGCAAAGUCCUCUACCUUGCGAGCUGUUCCCCUUUUAGUGGUAGCUUUACAAAGAUCAAAGCAUGCUGCGUGACAAAGUCUCCCCAUCUGUAACAAUUGUUUCCCCUUUGAACAUAUCGCUCGCAUUGGAGUCUUUAGAAUUCUUGAUUCACCAGCUUUCAGUUCCUUUCCGUUUGUACUUUCCACUUUGAUGUUUGGUGGUUAAUAAUAAUAAUAAUAAUAAUAAUAAUAAUAUCAUCAUCACAGUUUUGCAUUGCACUUGCCCUGUCUCAGGAAUGGAUUUUCUCUCUUUUUGACUGGCCUGUGGAUCCCCCUCGGGGUGACUUUUUAGUAGUUAGGGUGCCUUACUUGCAUUGCAUGCUAGGCCCCACCGAGUGCAACAGGGCAUACAUGUAGGCAUUCUUUACUAUCCAGGAGUACAUUAAUCAGGAGGCUGGGUGGAAACAGCCACUCGGUAUCUCUGCCACCCAGACUCGGCUUGCACCCUGGCGAGGCAACUAUCAGGAUUGUGCAGCUGGAUUUCUUCUCUUAACCGUUGUCCAAGACUCUUGUUUGAAAGCAGAGAGGCAAACAAAUGGUUCCCGCGGGUAGGAAGCCGGGUAGGAUGUGGUCUGUCUCUUCGAGGCUGGCGUUCCCCUAGUUUCUGAUGCUUUUGUUAGCUUUCUCCAGCUUAUCAUUGCGACCAUGAGAACCAGAAGCGAAUACAUCAGGACUUGGCGACAAGCACACAUUCUGGCAUUCUCCAUCAAGUAGCUGAGUGGAGAGGAGCCCACUUUAAUUUUUCUUACCUUUUUGCCACUGCCAAAUCAGUUGGGUCUUGGGGGUCUGCAUCAGGCCUCCCUCCUAGGUGAGAGGUUAGCCACCCUUGCCAUAAUCAAUAGCCCAUCAUAACUUUGAUCAUGUUGAAAUAUCCACCUGUGCCAGGGCGCAAAUGGGAGACAUCCGUCCCAAUUAGAGUGCAGUGACAGAUACACAGCGGAUCAUGCUAGUUUUUAACCUUUAAUUUUUGACUCGGUAAAAAAAAAUAAGCUUCUUUGCAGCUCUUCCCUAUAACAGCAGAUAGUCUCCCCAACUCUCUUGCUUACCUUAACACCACAAUGCACCACACACAGCCCCCCACCCAUUCCUGAGAUCUUCCCUGUGGCCACACUGAUCUUCCACUUCUUUAAAGUAAUUCCCACCCCUGCAACAUUUCUUGACAGACCCUUCCCCUUUGGCGACAUCGCCAUUCAGGCAGAAUAGCCCCCUUGAGCAGUGGCUGGCGAGGGAGGUAACUAGGACUCCCAAACAGGCCAGUACAAGUCAUAUCUUGGCGAACCGCUCGCUGCCAGAGUUCUUGGUUGCCUAGAGAGUCAGACCAGCAGCUCAGUUGCUUAGAGCGUGGUGCUGAUAAUGCCAAGGUUGCAGGUUCGAUUCCCAUACAGGCUGCAUAUUCCUGCAUUGCAGGGGGUUGGACUAGAUGAUUCUCAGGGUCCUUUCCAACUCUACAAUUCUGUGAUCUAUGAUCUGUGCUGGAGGGCUGUGUUCUCGGAGGACUUUUGUCGGCACGUCCAGGUAUGAGCUACAAGAAAGGAACACAAGGAAGCUCCAAACAGCCAUAGGCUGAGUUGUCAUUAAACAGCCUGGAGAGAGGCCAGAGUUGCUGAGCAGGUUUGCUGCAGCAACAAAGCCCCUGUGGUUCUAAAGGAGCUUUGUAGUUAACUUGGUGGGGAGCAAAAAUUUGUUCAUGUAUGCUCAGAGGCACUUUUUCUUUGUUGGCAUGCUCUAUGCCUUGAGCCCUAACACUUGAAUCAGGUUCCAGGCUCCCCUUAAAUCUUAGGGCCAUGUGCACUGUACUUUGAAUGGCUUGUUCUAUUUGGUCCAAAGGCCCAGCCUUCUGUUUCCAGCAGUGGUUAGCCAGAAGCGUCCAGGGAGCUUCUAUGUUGGGCAUAAAAGGGUGUGUGGCUUCCCCUUGUCUAUCCCCAGCAUCUGAUAUCCAGGUAUAUUGUGCUCAUAUUAUAACCACUUGCUUGCUCACCUGUGGUGAGUAAGGAUUGUUUCCAGGUGAGCAGGCAAGUAAGUUUUACUAAACCUGAUGAAGCUGGCUGCUCCUCAACUCCUGCCCCUGUUUUCAGGCUGUCGAUUUUCCAGAAAUGCCUUAUGUUGGUAUGGGUGGGCAGUGAUACUGAAAUAAAUUGGCUUUGUAUGUAAGUCAGACUUUGACUUUUACCACCAAUUGCUGUUUAUCAGACCCUCCCCUAUGUGGCUUUGUUUGCUCAGCAUGAUGUAUGGAAUGGCCUGAAGCUUGGUGGUAGAAUACAAGUUUUCCAUGGUUCAACUGGGUCUCAAAACAGAAGUGGAACAUAGGAAACUUCCUCAUGCAGAGUCAGACCAUUGAUCCACCUAGCUCAGGGUUUCCCAAACUUGGGUCGCCAGCUGUUUUUGGACUACAACUCCCAUAAUCCCCAGCUUGCAGGACCAGUGGUCAGGUAUGAUGGGAACUGUAGUCCAAAAACAGCUGGAGUCCUGAUCUAGCUCAUUGUUGUCUACACUGACUGGGUAGUGGCUCUCCAGGGUUUCCAACAGGGCUCUUUCACAGCCCUACCUGGAGAUGCCAGGGAUCAAACCUGGGACAUGCAGACCACCGGAAAGCCAUCAUUGCUGCUGUCAGCCAGAAUAGACAAUUCCAGGCAUGGUGGGCCACUGACCAGACCUGAUAAGAGGCACCUUCUUCUGUUUGUCUUGGUUGCAUGUGUCACCUUUUUGCAAAAUUCUACCUGGAACGUGCGACAUUCUUUAAAAUGCAAUUACCUGCAACAGAUGUAAAAAGCGCAGGAAAGGCCCCAUAGCUUGUGGUUUGUGGGCAUGGGUGAGUGUCGCCAUUCUACAGGGAAGCUGAUCAGUGCAAGAUGCAUCCUUUCCCCUCUUGGGUAUCUGUAGCAGGUUAGAGCAACACUGAAUAAAUUUGAAUCAUACCCUGCGUGUACAAAGUUGCAUUUGUCUUUGCAAGUACCCUGCAAAGAGUUUAGGACUGGAGUGCAUGAUUUGGACAAGGCUGUCAGGAUUGGAACCUGCAUCUCUAUGUGCAACUCUUGGAUUCUAAUCUCCUCCCUGCAGUAAGAGUGAAUGGGUUUUAUGUGCUACGUACUCUGCCUUCCUAAAAACCUCACCGGGACGCAUGUUAAAAGCCAGGCAGUAAGGGAGCCUGGAAAAGUAUGAAAGCUAGGCAGCAGGGGAGCCUGGUAAAGGCAUGGCACUUCAAGGCUCACGCCAGUCCCCAGGCAGAAAUGGCUACAGAUCUUUGACAUGGCACAGACAAAGCCAGGGCAGCCCUGCACCCCUCACGUGUGCCUAACGGGUGAGGCUUCCCAUCAGCCCCUGCUCUCGGCAUCUUCUAGUGGGCCAAUGGGAACUAGGGAUGCUGUUGUGGAAGCUCUGGAUUGGCCACUCCAUAGAAACCAGCCAGCGGUUUGGAUUUGAAAGGGCGGAGCACAUGCUUGGCACUCUGUGCCAGAACCGUUUCUGACUCAUGGCUGUGGCCAACGCCCUUCUGCUCCGGCAAGAAGCGUUUAUUCCAAGGAUUUGGGAUUCUUGGUGGCUUGUUGCUGGCAAUCCAAGAUCCUGCCUGUUCACGUGCAGUUUUUAAGCAAGGUGGGUUGGUUGUUGUGUGUGUGUUUGUUGCCUCCAGUACCCCUUCUGGCGCCUCCUUCCUCAGAGAGGCGAAACGUGACAUUCAGCCAUAACAAUGGGCUUGGCGAAAUCUCUUUGCUGGCAGUUUGAAUCCAUAAUCCAAUGCCUUGAGUGCAUUCUGGGGCAGAAACAUGGCUGGUCAUGGGUGGGGGAAUUCAGCCGCUGAAAACCAAAUCCUGUGGAAAGAAAUGGUUCCCCUAUGCAAAACUUUGGUUUGGAUUGUGCAUUUCCUUCCCUCUUACAUGCCAGGAACCUUGACAAAAUAUCAUCCUGCCAUCACCAUACCACAAUGUUCGGAAGCUCCUGUUUGUGUCUCUUGUUUACCUUCCCUCGCAAAGCCUUGAUGCUGCCUAUUUAUUUUCAUGCCAAGAAUAAAUUCCUCGAAGCACUUAACUUGCCACCUUUUCAUCCCUGAGGUUUCUCUGAGCCCAGGGCCCCGUUCUCUUCCUUUAUAUAGACAAUAGAAUGAGGCUGCAUGUGUGCCAUUGGGCCAAGGCAUCACUCACAGGAGCCCUUCUCAGGUAGCUUCACCUGCCGCAGUUUCAGAACUUGCUCCCCCCAGGUUCUGUUACACCACUGGCAGCAAAGGGCCAUAGCUCUGUGGUAGAACAUCAGCUUCGCAUGCAGAAGGCCCCUGGUUUAAUUCCCAAGAUCUUCAGGUAGGUCUAUGAGAGAUCCCAGUCAGAAAACCUGGAAAGUGAAUGUCUGUUUAAUUUAACAAUGGAUCCAGUUUGCGCUUUGCUGAGAACAACUGCUGCUCCGAGACAAGGAACAUGAUAGUACCUAAUGCCUACAAUUGGUAUCAAUAUCUGCCCAGGAGUUGUUAAAAUAACACCUCUAUGUGAGUUAUAUUUGACACAUGGAAUGAAUGGGAAGAAGCAAGGGAGGUCUAGGAAGUUCCUUUGAAUUAUACAAGAAAAGAAAGAAAAGCACCCUUGGGAGGCUGUAACUUUGACUGGAGGAGCGGUAGGGUGAGGGCGAUGCUUAAUUUUUAUCCGAUUGGCUGCUGUUCUGCUCAUUCCUUCAGCCCUUCUUCCACAUGCCAGGGUUUCAGAUGCAUAUUUUAGCCCUAAGCAUUCAGCUGGAGCCCUGCAGGGGCACAAGCAGCCAGCGUAGGGGGCUAGUUCUUGGGGCAUGAAGGAACUGUGAGGAGAGGGUUAAGCAGCCCCUCCCCUGCUCUGCCUCCUGUUUGAUGCUGCUCUUCAUUUAAUAAUUCACCAAAGCCAUUAAGAAUUCAUUGUGACGCAUUUGGGUGCCAUGGCACUGCUUGCCCCUGAGUUACAGUGGUUCUGUAGCAAGUGUAAUAUGUAGUCUGCGUCCUCCCAACACAGUCAAUAAAAUUUAUUAGCUGGUACAGGAGCUACAUUAUUUUAAAAAGUUAACCUCCUGAAUGCCCCCUUCUCCCACACAUAGACAAAAUCAGGGUAGUUAUUUGUCCAUGACAAAUAGCAGGAAACAAGGAAACCAACCUUUUACUAACAAUAAUAGAGUAGUAGUAAUAGUAGUAGUAAUAAAUAAAAUAUACAAAAUAAAAAGCAGUUUGUAGCUCUCCCAGUCCUUGCCUGAGCAGCUUCCUCAAUGGCUCUUGGGUGGGGCUCUUGUUCAGAUCCUAAUUGAUUCCUUCUGCUUUCUUCCCCUUGCAUCCAAAACCACACUUUGGAACAGCCAGUUCUUUACCAGGGAUCUGCUGCCCUCACGUUUCAGCGGGUGAAGAGGAGAGAGGGGCCCGGGGUGGGGGUGUAGAGAGAGCUUUCUUGUGUUUCCUGACUCCUCCAUUCUUCAAAGCUGUGCCUAUUAACCUUCUCAGAGAGACAGAAAUGUCCGAGUGCAAUUCUUGAGAUCCUUUUUCAUUGCCCCUUUGGGUUGCAUCCACACUUACUAAGUUUUGCAGAAAGUGGGUCUUUAAUUUGUCAUCCUCGCUCUAAAAAAAAAUUAAUCCCAGCAUGGGAAGGGAGCUCAGAUCAUAGCCAACGAGUCCCUUAUUUUGACUCAGUAAUUCCAGAAGUUCAUUGAUUAUUCUCCAUCUUCUGUGUGGCCCUGAGAACAGAACAGUUGUUUUGGUUUCUGAGAGUCCCAGCUCCUUAUUAAAGCCAAGAUUGCAGUUCUCAUUAUAAAGGUGUGAAUGCAUUCAGACCGUUCUCCCUGGAAGUAUAAAUGUUGGAGGAGACAGGCUCGCCAGCAUUAUCUCGGGGCAGGUUUCCUCCCAUCGUGGUACCCUCAUCUUUAUCUCUCUUUAUUUGGAGAGAAGAACAGAGAGCUGGUGGAAUACCAUGCACUGCAUAUCAUGAGAUUUUGCUCCCACUUGCACAGAGAAACUUCCUGAGACCUCUGCUGAGUUUCAAAAAAGUUUGUUUUUAAAAAGCUUCCACCCUUCUUUGUUUGGAGAUGCUUGGAAGCACGCCAUGAGUAGUUUGCAAAAUCCUGAAAGUGUUGUGAACUGACAGCAGCUGCUUUUGUGUCACAUUUCUGCUACCUGCAACAGAUUUCCCCCAUAAUUAACAUGACACUGAAUUUGGAGGUUGGCAUUUGCGUGCGGAAGCCUGGGAGAAGCAGCUCAUCCCUCUGGGAUGUUUUGCAGCCUGCAAGGAGCUGGGCCCGAGACUCGCACUGUUGGCCAGCCCUUCCAGGUAAUCGUGCCUCCAGCUGCUUCUUUGUUUGAAUGGCUUGUGGGUCUGUUCUGCUCAGGAGGCUUAAUAGGAUGGGGAGCCAGCAUUAUAAUGGAUGACAGCUUUCCCCAACCUCACAUGCACCUCUAAAUGUUUUGGACCUCAACUCCCAUCAGCCUCAGCCAGCCUGGCUGUCCUUGUUGCGUUUGCUGGGAGUUGCAGUCCAGAACAUCUGGCAGGGGACACAGGUCCCCCAAUCUCUUCUAUAAUGGGACAUAUACUACUAGGACCUGGGAGACCAGGGGUCAAAUUGCUGCAUCUCAGCCUAACCUACCUUGCAGGCUUGCUCUGGGUAUCAAUUGAGGAAGGGGAAGAACCAUGAAUGCCACCUUGAGCUCCUUGGAGAAAAAGGUGGGAUACAAAUGCAACUCAUAAUAAUAUCACAUUGUGGGUGCUGCCAAGCAGGACAUGCUGGGGUCAAUAGGUUGGUCUCUUGGCACCUAGAACUAAAGAGGUGCACUGCCUCUGGACAAGGAGGUUCUACUCAUGGUGAAGGGUGGCUUACCUACUUGGAGCAGAAGGUAGCCAUUCCUAAGACAGUGUAGGCUAUGUAAGGGAAAAUGCAGGAAGACCAGUUUUCACCCCCACCCAAUAUCUGCAUCCUUUCAAAGGCAACAAAAAUGUUGUCUUUACCUAUUUCAGAGCUUUUGCCAUUCCUGCCCCAAACUGAUGUGAUUCUUUUUUCCCCCGUCCGUGGCGAACACAAGACGUUGCCUUAUAUGGAGUCAAACCAAGUGUCCAACUAGCUCAGUAAGGGCCAUACUGAGUCUCCAGGGGGACCUCCCCAGCAUUACCUGGGGCUUGAACCCGGGACUUCUUGCAUUCCAAAAGCUUUAUAGGGUUUUACAGAGCUCUCCCUCCCUUUGGGGUGAUUUCUUCCCCUGUGUGACGCAUGGGACAAGCAUGCUUCCUUCCCGCAGAAACAGACUCUGCUCUCUUGCUGGGUUUGAAUGAGCCAAUUGGCUGCAAGAGGCUCCCUUGCAGAAGUUUGAGCUCUCGGAGCGUGUUGAUUUUUCUUUUUCCACAUUGGAAAGCUCUUAAAGAGCGGUCUGGCUCUUGCGGAGUUGUGCAGAUGAACUGUCUCAUUUCUCCAAAGAGCCUGUGUCCACACCAUACCUGAAAAGCACCUUUAAAGUACCCGGCUUCCUCCAAAUAAUCUUGGCAAUUGUACUUUGCUAAAGGUGCUGGGAGCUGCAGCUCUGUGAAGUGGAAACUACAGUUCCCGGGUUUCUUUGGAGGCAGCUGUGUGCUUUAAAUAUAUGGUGUUAUGGAUGUCACCUAAGACCUCUUCCUACAACCAAACGUAGUCUGGCGCAGUGUUCAAAACUCCCAUUGUUCUAGGCGCGUUUUGCAACAGGGAAUUUCAUUAGCGUGAGCCAUUUCUGAGCUCUGGGCACAGUACUGCGCCUAAGAUUUCCGAUUAAAACUGCAGAGUGGAAGGAAAGGAGGGCCUUUUUCUGCCUCGCCACUUCCAGCUACAGUACUCUUCGAAGACCGGAGAAGAGACCCUCUUAAGAAUAUUUGGGGUGGGUGGGAGGGGAAGGACUAGAGCAUGUGAAAAAAAUGAAUAUAAUAUUUUAGCUGCAGUUCAUUCAUUUUCAGCUUUGUAUUUUGGUUAUGGGUGGAGGGGAAGCACACCUAGUCAUUCUGUUGUGGUGCCCAUAACCCUAGAUUUAAGGUGCCAUUUAUCUCCUAGCUUUCAUAUCUCAGUUUCUAAUACUUGUCUGGUGUUGAGAUGCAAAGGUGGUGGUGUUGAAAGUCUGCUGCAUUAAAACCUGCAUUAAGCAGUUUUAAAGGAAGUGGGAGGUUAAACGAUCUUGGCAGAGCCUCCAGAGUCCGUGACACGGGAGAGAAGGUGGUGAUGGUAAACUGAGCAGAGAAAUUCUGCAGGAAGCAGCAAUGCCGCCAUAGGUGAGUGUUUUCAGUCUCUCCUUGACAUUGUCACACCAUAUAUUUUGAAGCACCUUGAUGCGAUUUUAAAACAGCUAUGGCUUCCUUCCCAGAAUCAUGGGAGCUGUAGUUUGCCAAGAGGUGUUUAAAGACCCCUGUUUCCCUCAGAGUUACAGUUCCCAGAGUUCCUUGUGAAGAGGAAUUGACUGUUAAACUACUCUGGGAAUGGCAGGGGGCAGAACAGGGGCUUCCAAACAAUUCCUAGCACCCUUAGCAAACUCCAGCUCCCAGAAUUCUUUGGGGGAAACUGUAACUGUUUAAAGUGGCAUUACAGUGCUUUUUAAUUUAUUUUUUUAUUUUACAAAGUAAUAAUCAUAAAUAAAUAAGAAUAAAAAUGUGCACCCCACCACCGAGACCAUUCCAUUGUAACUAUCCAACCUCCCAAAAUGACAACACCUCUUGCAAUGGUUUGACCCUUAUCCAUUUUAACAGUACAAAUUCCACAAACACCUUCCAUAUCUCCUCAACUGUUUCUCUUGCAUAUUCCCCUACUUACCUUAAUGGCCCAUGUUAAUUUAUCAUUAAUAGCUAUAUCCCACACCUCUUUAUAGCAUUCUUCCAUUUUAUAUUCUGCUUGUCCCUUCCAUUUCCUAGCUAUAAUAAUUUGUGCAAGCUGUCAAUAAAUUUGUGAACAAGUCCUUCAUAGCCUGUGAAUCUUCUACCCCAUCGUAAAUUGCGAGCCAGUGUGGUGUAAUGGUUAGGAGCGUAAUCUGGUGAACCGGGUUCGCUUCCCCGCUCCUCCACAUGCAGCUGCUGGGUGACCUUGAGCUAGUCACACUUCUUUGAAAUCUCUCAGCCUCACUCACCUCACAGUAUUUGUUGUGGGGGAGGAAGGGAAAGGAGAUUGUUAGCCGCUUUGAGACUCCUUAGGGUAGUGAUAAAGCGGGAUAUCAAAUCCAAACUCCUCCUCCACCACCACCACCACCACCACCACCACCACCACCACUACUACUACUACUUCUUCUUUUUCUUCUUCUUCUUCUUCUUCGUCUUCUUCUUCUGGACUUUCAGUCUGCUUUAAACCAGUGAUUUCUGUUAUCUCCUUAAACACCCUUUGCCAGAAAAAUUGUACAUAUUUGCACCCUCACCACAUGAGUAUAAUUCCUGAUUUCCUGGUAUCCCCUCCAACAUAACACUGACUAUUCCUUGUUUAUUUGAUUUAAUCUGACUGGUGUUAAAUACCACCUUCAAACUAAUUUAUAAUAAUAUUCUUCUUAUAGACAACAUUUUCAACGUACGAUUCUCCCAUAUUUCUCCCCAGCUUUGACUAUCUAUCUGCCCUGUUGUCUCCUUUUCCCACACCUCUUUCAGUUGAUCUUCUUGAUCCUCCAUUUCUACUAAUGUUCUAUAAAUUUCACUGGUUUUGCACCAUACAUUUAAAAGGGGAAACAGUGAUUUAAAUGUAUGGUGUGAAUGUGACCUAAUAGCAGGAGCAGGGUAGCUCAGGCACAGGUUGUUUGCUUCAAGAUCCAGGCCUUUGUCUCUACGCAGAAGCACUUCUCAGCAGUUGAGGUCCUUUCAGGAGACAAGGGAGUGAGUGAGGAGAAGGAAGCAAUGGUGUGUGUGUGUGUGUGUGUGUGUGUGUGUGUGUGUGAGAGAGAGAGAGAGAGAGAGAGAGAGAGAGAGAGAGAGAGAGAAAUUGUUGGCUUCUGGCUAUGUAAGGGGGGUGUUGUAUAUCCACAGUGGGCAUGUUUCAAUUGGCAGGAUGUGAGUCAGAGCAACAGAUUAUCCUGCACAGCUCUAAAGAUUUGGUUGGGGAUGAGGACUUGGCUUAUUUUUUCGGGGAGGGGGGUGGCAAUGGCAGGCCUGUGAUUAGAGGGACAGAGUAUAGAGCAGGCAUAGGCAAACUCAGCCCUCCAGAUGUUUUGGGACUACAACUCCCAUCAUCCCUGACCACUGGUCCUGUUAGCCAGGGAUGAUGGGAGUUGUAGUCCCAAAAUAUCUGGAGGGCCGAGUUUGCCUAUGCCUGGUAUAGAGGCUCGGGUGGAGGGAGGGAGGGAGGGAUGGAGGAAGGGAAGGUGGGUGGAGAGAGAAUUUUGCUUCCUCCCACUUUCUUUUGCCAAGUGCUUACUCAACACCCCUUAUACCAACACACUCAAAUGGAACAUCCAUGUUCACCCCCCUUCCAUACCUACCUCAUUCCUGCUACUGGCACUGGCAGCUGAAGCAUAAGAACAUAGGAGCUUGCUGGAUCAGGCCACUGGCCCAUCUAGUCCAGCAUUCUGUUCCCACAACGGCCAACCUGCAGGACCUGAGCAAAAGAGCAUUCUCCUCCACUCUCUGCCUCAUUCUAGGACCGGCCCUGGUGAAUUCCGUCAUUUGCAUAAUUUUUGUAGGUUGCGGCAUUCUGCUUUCCUUGAUGGGGCGUCUGGAUGGUUCAAAGCUCUUGCUAAUGCAGCAGCUCUUGCUAAUGCACCAGGCCAGAAAGUUCUUCUAAUCUGCAAGGGAGCUGGCAGUGCAUCUCCCACCUGCCUGAUGAUGGGUGGAGGGGCUAUCAGUCCUCAGAUCUCAACCCCCACUGUGUUUAUUUCAAAGCAGCUGCAGAGAGACUCUCUGAUAGCAACUGGAGCCUCCUCCCCUUGCCCAGCUGCUUUGAAGUUUUAAAGCACACACACACACACACACACACACACACCCUCCCUGUUGGGAGAUCUGACCUCCUGCACUAGGGUUGUUUCAACACCCAGACUGACUUGUUCUCUGGUUGUGCUUUCUUCAGCUUGGUGGAACCAUGCUCUUGACAGUCAAGAUUGAGCUGUGUGAGCAAGUGGCCUAUUAUGGAACUAUGUGGACAAAUACCUUUGUCUUGAUCUGCUAAGAUAAAAAAGGCCUUUCCCCAAGCAUUCUUCUCCAUUUUGCACAGUCUGUGCUUCUGUCUGUCUUUCAUCCAUAGCCUUCAUGCCUCUUGCAUUCAGUCUACCCAAAUCCUAGCAGCAGAAGGGUUUUUAAAUGACUUGUAGAUCUUGAGCUGUCCACCUGUCCCACAAUUGCUGCUUCUCUUUCUCCUCCUUCAAUGGGUCCAUUGUGUCAGCUGGAACAACCGGCUGCUUUCCUUCUUUCUCUUCUCCUUCGCAGCUGUGGCAACUUUGGAAUGCACUAACUUGUGUCCUAGUGAGGGUUUCUGUGUCUCUGGUGGUAGCUCCACCCUUGGGAAUCCAGGGGUGGAAUCUCCUAGAUAGGGAGUGGAACGUUGUUGGGAGUGGAAGAUACUACACCAGGUGGGCAGAGCAUGGUCAAGGUGGGUACCCCAGGGUGCAGCCCAGAUGGUUCAUGAGGAAAGAGAGUGACUAGCAAAGCUCUCAAGCCAGGCAGAAAAACAGAGUGCCCUCGUGGUUCUCACUUUGCCUGCAAUUUUAGUCCUCCUGAGACAUCGAGGAAGGCAGUAAGACCCUUGAAAGCACAGGUCAAAAUCUUGACACCUGGCUGGAUCACAUUAUUUGGGGCUGUGGAGGUUUCCUGACUGAAACUCAACUGAGACUGCUUCUAGUGUUGCCCAGUUUCACAUGGGAGGCAUGUGCCGUAGCUAUGGAGGGGGUAGUCAUGGGUUCUUUUUGCCCUGGGUGAAGCCUCCAGAGGGGUGCUGUUGAAUCUCCCAGCCUGUGUGGUGUAUGGUGUGGGUGGGUGUGCACAUGCACACGCUCGCAAAUGUGCAUGGGGUGUGUAUGCCAAACUGGGUCUUUGAUGCUGGUGAAAUAAAGCCUAGUUUUGCCCCUAAUGGACACACAGCUGUGCAACCCCCCAUCACCCUGUGUUCUGCCCCUACUAUAAGGAUGGGGAACCUUGGACCCAGGUGACAAAUGGGGCCUCCAGCCUUUCUAUCUGGCCCUCAGGACUCUUCCUUAGCCACAUACCCUCCUGAACCGCGGCCCCCACUUUGCAACCGGUAUGAUUGCACCCAACUUCAAUGUGUCCUUGAACUCUGACACUGCAUCUUGCUUGUUUGGGCGGAGGAGGAAACAGAAGUGUCUUUGAAAGUGUGUAAUAAAACCUAUCCUACUGUUCAAAUUCACAUCGGUUGCCCUGCCUACUUUUGCCUCUGGCCCCACCCACUCACAUGUGGCCUCUGGAAGGUUGCAAUUAAGGGAACGUGGCCUUAGAACAUGUCUGAUUCCGUGCUCUUUUUCAGAUAGCUUGAGCUGGUAUACUUUUCAAAAAUGCAAUGUUAAAAGGCAGCGACUUCUCCCUGGAAAGGAAGGGAUUGCUUUCUCUGGCCUCAGCUGCUUACUUCCUCCAGCGUGGUCAGGAGCCAAAGUGGCCGCCGGCCUGGACAUGUGAUCCGACACCCAUGAAUGCCACUUUGGGGAGUGGCUCUCUUGGCAGUGAGGCUGGGGAACCGGGCUGCCUACCCAGCAGCAAAGCUCUGCACUGCCACGUUGGGCCGGCUGCCAAUCUGGCUCAGUUGUGUCUGAAACGGUUGCUCUGUGCAUCCACAUUUAUAGCCACAAAGCUUGAGACAGUGCAGGGGAAGCAAAACAACCACCACCGGAGUUCCCUUCUCUUCCUCUCUCUCUCUCUCUCUCUCUCUCUCUCUCUCUCUCUCUCUCUCUCUCAGAGUUUCAAGUCCAACAAUACCUGGACGGCUGCAGGUCCCUGAGCUAACCUCUUUCAUUAGGUACAUGCAAUACAGCUGUUUAUAGAUAACUACAUCAAUUACACUGGCAUGUGGAUAAGAGGGAAAGAGCUACAUGAGUCCCGAAGCUUUUCCUUGCCAUCAGUGGCUACGUUCUCCCUCCACUUUGGGAAGCAGUGUUGUUGUGCUUGGGUUCUGCUUGUGGAUGUCCCAUUGGGGACAUCUGGUUGGCCACUGAGAACUGGGUGCAGGACUAGAUGGGCCCCCCUUUGGCCAGAUCCAGCAGCCCGUUCCUCUUAAGCCACAGUGGCUGAGCCAUGUGAGCCAGGAGGGAAUUGCCCUCUGGCCCCUGGCCUUGAGUGUGUGGAGUCUUCCCAAGAUCUUUCUGAAAGUUUAGACUUCCUUGCAGAUUAGACCUUGACUCUUGUGUGGGCUGAGCCGGCUCCUUUGUCUACCCAGACCAUUCUUAGCUAUCUUGGGGGAUGCUUAAGAGGUGUGCACAGUUUUUACAAGUGCUUUCUGCCUUGCCCCCACCUCUGUCUCCUGCAAGCCUGAUGUAAUAAUCAGCACACAUGAGUAAGGCUGCAUGUUUUGAUAGCUGAUUAAUCCAAAGUUAUAAGUGAGCGUGAUCCCAUUUGUAUGUUUUAAAUUGUAUUAGAACUUAUAGAGAAAAAAGUACAAAACUUACUAUCAAAUCUCUUGUCCCUUUUUGUGUCCAAACUAAGACUUUGGUCUAAAUACAAUAAAAACAUAAAGAGUGAGUAAUAAAGAAGAAGAAAUAGAAAAGAGGUUAAAAGAGAGAAAAUAAAAUUCAGAAGGUAGGGGGACUUCCCAUUCUUCAUCUGUCCACUAUAUAAAAACAAUAUUCACUUUAUCCACUCCAAUAUAACACCCAUAUCAUUUUUAGAUACUGAGGGCAAACUUUAUUCAUAUAAAAAAACUGCCUUUUACUGACUCAGACCAUUGGGCCAUCUAGCUGAGUAUUGCCUAUACGGACUGGCAGCUGCACUCCAGGGUCUCAGACAGGAAGGCUCUCGCAGCAGCACCUGGCAAUGCCAGAGAUUGAGCCGGGGACCUUCUGCAGACAAAGUAUGCAGCCCACUACUGAGCGAUCGGUUGAGGGGCACAUUAAAAAUGUUGUAUCCUUCUAGCACAAAGAGGUAACUUAGACCACGUUCAAAACAUACAUUUAACGUGCUAUGUUACCAUUUUAAACAGUUAGGUCUCCCCCCCCCCCCAUAAAAAAUUAUAAUUCUGAGAAGUAUAACUUGUUACGGGUGCAGAGAGGAGUUGUCCCCCUCCCAGAGCUGCAAUUCCCAGAGUUCCCUGGGAAGAGGGAUGGAUUGUUAAAUAGAGGAAUAACAACUCUGAACACCAUUAACAAAUUACACUUCCCAGGAUUUUGAGGGGAGAAGCAAUGACUGUUUAAAGUGACAGAGAGCUUUAAAUGUAUGGUGCAAAUGUAGCCUUAAAAAGGACGAAAUUGUCUCACUUCCUUUAAUACCUAGAAAGUACCUGUGUUUGGGUUUUUGCUAACGAGCACAUUUAUGGAAAUGGAAUCGAUCUGAUUGGGAAAGAGUCGGGUUAAGCCCCGUGAUUGUCAGAUGUGGGCAAGAGGAAGGAAGGUGUCCUUUCUGGCAUGGUGAGUAUUAACAGAACCAAUAAAAACAUUGUGAAGAACCGGCAACGGACCAAGGUGGGGGAAUGCAGCCAGGUUGGUCUGUUCUCGCCUGUCUCUUGAGCAUGUGCCAGAGCUUUGUGCCAACCGGCAAGAAAACUCUGCUCUGUUUACAGUCUCCAGCAGAAGGCCGGCCCCGAAUUCUUGCAACGUGGCAAAGUGCCCGCCACACCCUGGGGACAACCCCCCACCAGGAAAGAGGCUCCCACACACUGGGUGCCAUGCCAGCUGCUGAUGGUGGCAUGCCUUGGCAUGGAAAGGGAUCGCCCACAAGGCUGAGGAAGAAAGGGCCAGCAAGGUGACCUUUCUGACUUGAGCGAGAGCCAGCUCUUUUUGCAGCAAGAUCAAAGAACCAGCAUUGUGCUCCUGAAAAUAUUUUCCGCAUCUCUCACUUUCCUGAGAAGUUGGAUGUUUGGUUGUCAUGUGGGCAGGAGCUAUUUAUGCAGUGCCCUUGCGAGAGGAUAAUCACCUGAGUCACAUGGCAUUUUCACAACACAGUGUUUAAGCAUGUGCAGAGUGUUCUUGGAACGCCACCGUAUUUUCUUAGAAAUGCUGCUGUGGUGGUAGGUCUCCCUGCUGCCUUCCUAAAGAGAUAGGAGGGCAAUAAACAAGAACACUGGCCAUGACAUUUUUACGUGAAAAUGAGAAAAAAGAAACCUGGGUCCAUCCACCUCUGCCUUCAAUGGUGGUCAGGCAGAUUCUUCUUUAAUACUUUCAAGCUGAGCAUGAAGGCAACAGUUUGACCACAUUUUAUAUCCUCAGUAUCUAUAUCUGUUAUUCAGAGGUAAACAGCUCUUGAACAUGGAGGUUUAGUUAAUGGCUAAUGGAUGCCUGUCAACCUUCUCUCCUUCAUGAAUUUGCCUAAUCCUGUUCUAAAUUUAUGCCCACCAUUUCUGGCAGCUGCCCAUAUGGCAAUUCUGGGCGCAUGGCUGUUCCUAUUUCUGACCCAGGCAGCGGAGCAGUGGUCUUUCCAGCCCUCAGUGCCACGUCGACCAAUCCCACUGCAGCCAACAUCUCUCCCUUUUAAAGGUGGUGACUCAUUCAUCCCAAAACCUAGCCAAAAGCUGCCUUCUGUUGCAGCUGCCAGGCUUUUUUCUCUGCUUGCAAAGCUCGCCCAGCUCCCUCUGCCUCAUGCAAAACAGAACCAGCGCUCUCUUUGGCCUGCACUGUAAAUAAUUAUCCGGGGUUUCUAUCUGCAAGCCAAAAUAAUAAAAAGCUGUCUUCUGUUGUGCCUGGGCUGGGUGAGGCUGAUCUGUUCAAACAGAGGCCUCACAAUACCUCCUAUUAUAUCUUGGAGCAGAAUAGAUUUCAGCUGCUGGGAGGGUGGAUUCAAAAGCCUUACCCAGCCUGGCAGAGAAGCUUUCGGGACCCUUUGAACUGUGCCAUUGAGCGGAGGAGUGGAAAGGAGGGUUCAUAUUACAGGCUGGUGUGUACUACACCGUACUGAGUCAGGCAGUUGGAGAUGCCAGCAGGAACUGGUAACCUGGAAUUUUCUGCAUGCAAAGCGUGCCCUCUGUGGCUCUUCUCCAAUAGCACAUGAGCCUGUACUAGGCUUAAAUUGUAGCAUUGGCUCAUCUAACACAGUAUUCUCACCUCCAGCCUCUCUCAACCUGGUGCCCUGUUGUUGUUCUGGACUGCAACUCUCAUCAGCCCUAGCCAGCAUUGGACUCCAGGCCCCGACAGCUGGCCUGGCUUAGUAGUCUAGAGAACAUCUGGAUGGCACCAGGCUGAAUGAGGCUGGUCUACUCUGUUGUUGAGACAGAAGGGGCACCCCAUCUCUGCCAUAUGCAAACUUUGCAGGUGCCACAGCUGCAUGCAAAGUGUAUGGCUCUGCUUGUGAGCUAUGGUGCCCAUGCAAAUAUUAGUAAUCAAAUAUUCUGCCCAUAAAGUUCAAUAUUUAUUUUACUUUGUUUUGGCUUUGUUUUGAAUAUUCAGGUUGCUGAGGUGAGUGUGUGUGUUUGCAGAAAGUGAGAUUUAUUUUAUUUUGGCUAGGGAGUGGGAAAAUCCAUGUGUAGGUCUAUCAAUUUACUAAUGCAGUAAAAAUUACCAAUAGCUAUUAUCUGCAAGAGCCUUGAAUCUUUGUUGAAAGGCAGUCUGCCUCUCGAUUACCUGGUUGCCGAGGGUGCAGAAGUGGGGUGGCUGUUGCUGCCGUGCCAUGCUUGAGAGCGCCCCAGAAGGAAUCUGGCUUCAGGAUACUGGGAGAGGUGGGACUUUGCAUUGCUCUAGCAAAGUGGCAUUUACAUUAUGAGGAGUGUCAGUGGCACCGCUGGUAAGAGAUGUGGAGUGUAAAAAUGUGACUUGAGGCGACAGGGUUUGGUAGCCAAGGGAAGUGGCUUGGUGUUGGUUUCUGCAAUGAGUGUCAGAUAUUGUACUUUAAUGGUUCAGUUAAGGAACAUUUUGUGAGGCUGGCAGCAUGCACGCGUAAGUUGACAGCAACCUACUGCCUUGAUUGCUCCCAUAUACCCGUGUUAGUGACUUGGAGCCAACCUUUUAAAAAGCCUCUUUGUUGGGUUGCUUGGACGUGAGUGACGCUGAGUGCCUGCUCCCGGGUCUUUGCACUGUGCCAACCUAGACCCCCUCUGGCUGUUUAGGGCUAGGACUCCCAUCAGCCCCAGCGAGUGCAUAUGUAUGAUGGGAGUUGCAGCUCAAGACAACUGUGCUCGCCUGGGACUCAUGGAAAUUACUGUCCAAAACACCUGGAGGGCACCAGGUGAGCAAAGCCUGCGUCACCCUCCUCAGCCAGAGAGCCUUUUGUUGACUUCUAGGCAGGAAGUAUUCCAGGCCUACAACUUGAUACUGGCUCUGAAGAAUAUGCUGAACCUCUCCAGCUUGCAGGGGCCAUUUUGGAUGCAAGGCUUUUGCAAAACCUGAGCUGGCACCCCGAGGUUGUGUGGAGGCUCUCUUGCAAAUCCAGGGUAUCCUGGAUUCCGCUGGGAAAGUUCUGAAAGUGGCAGGGUUGGCAAUGGGAGGGACGGAGCAUGUGUACACAGGCUGUGAGCCAUGUGAAUUGUGGGCAGGUUGGCAAGCAGGGGCAGCUGCUGUUUCCUCCCUGUUUUGGCAAGGGCGUUGGGAAAUUACCGGCUCCUUUGCUAGCAAGGGAAGAGUUUGAGUGUGUGGAGGCAAGGCGGGGCCAGAGCCCAAGGCCUUCUCUCUCACCAAGCGGUACACACACACUCCAGUCUGCUGAUUUUCAUUUGCUUCCUUUGAAGCCAUCCAUCCCACUGGUGAACAGAGAACCCCAUUGAUCUCAUGGCAUCUUGGAAGACUGAGGGGGGUGGCAUGUCCCGAGAUGGCAUCUGACCCAGAUCGGCUAGAAACGAAGCUGGAAUUGUGCAAGGGCUCUGCACAGUAGCAGAACUGGCCCUCCCUGGCUUCAACCUCAAGAAGCCUGCACUCAUUGCAACAGAUGGGGAGCGGGGAUCCUGAGUUGCAUCUGAGUUGGCUUUCCCUAGGGCAUGUCUGUAGGGGGCUUUCCCCACUUCCUAUGGGCAAUAUGCACCCGCUCCCAAACUUACUUGAUCCCUGGCGCAAGAUCCUUUUGCCACAACAACCCUAUGGGGGGUAGGUUUGGCUGUAAAGGAGUACCUGCCCCAAGGCCACCUUGUGAGGGAUUUUUCAUGUCAUCAUUUUCUAAAAAAAACAAGCAAUUUGGUGGGUUGUUUGUUACACGGGAGCUCGCCCUCUCUACUUACCCCUUUUGAGCUUCAUGGAUCAAAAGCCACCUGGCUCUGGGUCUCAAGUGUCAAAGAGGCUGUGCCAUACAUGGUUCGCUACAUUAAAGUCGCCGAAAGUCCCCAACUUUUGCGUAGAACCAGACUUGGAUGAGGCUGCCUUCCUGCAAGUGUGGGGCAGCCCUCCGGACGUUGUGGGGUUCCCAGUUCCCACCAGCCCCUGGAGCAGCAUGACCCACGGUCGGGGAUGGCGGGAGUUGCAAUGCAACAGGUUCCCCCCAUCCCUGCACCCAGGAGACGACUUUACAGAGGCGCGCGCGCUGUGGGCGGCGGCGGCGGCCGGGGCCUCUCGCAUCCAACUGCGGUUUCGGAGGCUUGUCGCUGCGGCCGCGCGGGUUUGGGGCUUCUUUCGAACCGGAAAAGGCGCGACCGCCCGGCGCCUCGAGGGAGUGUGCGCAGCGGCGAGCUCCGCUUCGCGGUGCCUCUUUGCGCCGUGGAGCCAGGGAGGCCUGCGGGCCUGCUUCGGCGUUGGCGUUUGGGCUGGCUGGCUGGUUUACUCAGCCGAAAGGAAUGUCCCUCGCCUGCCUCCCAGCAGUUGCGUUUUUCGUGCUGGCCCCGAGGUUUCCUGCGACGCAAAGCUGCUCAACUUUCUCUCUCUCUCUUACACAAAAAGCAGAGAGAGAUCGCUCGGCCUCGUUUUCUUGUGCGCGUAAAAGAAAGGAAGGAAAACUCAAAACUGGCAUUUCGCUCAGACGGCUCGCGGCCUCCCAAUGUCUGCUAAAUGGCCAUGGUUGGCGCGCGCAAAAGGCCGUCCGUCCCUUUGAGUCAUUUCUUCCCGAGGCGUCGUUGCGCGGGGGCCGGAGAGCGCCUCGAGCCCCGUUUCCCUUCCCGUCCCCGCUCCGCCAUCUGCGGCGUUGCCAGGGCCAGGCCGGCCCGACUUCCAUUUGCGGACGGAGCGGCGGGGAUGACUCAGCCCCGCCGGGUGGGGCCGGAACAGAGGCGUUGGCCGGGUAGUGGGAGGCGGGGAGACGAUUCCAGCCAAGACUUCGCUUAUUGUUCCUUUCCCUCCCUCAAUGUACUAUUUAAUAUCGCGUUUCCUGCGUUUGAUAAAUUGAAGCAGGCCGCAGCUGCACGGAUUGCUUGCGCAUUUUGUUACAGUAACACUAAAGAUUAUAUGCAGACGGUGUUUUACUGUAUAUAUAUAUAUUUACACGCCGCCUAGUUUUCAGCAAAAGAGCAGGGAAUUAUUCUUUUUAACCCUGGCGCUUCAGGCAUCUCCUCUCGCCCUAUAAAUGAAUUCAGUGUGAUCCGCAGGAUUCGUACAAGAAUCUAGUAUUCUUUAUUUAUUUUUGGCGGGCGGGGAAGCUUCUAGUCCUCAUUAAAAUUGAGACUGUUUUGCAAAUGUGAGGAGGGGCACCCUUUAAAGAUUAGAAAGGAACAGACAAAGGAGCUUAGUUACUUGCAUGAGUAUAUUGGCUUGUGUUGCAGGACAACAGUUUAAUCUAGUUUAGUGUAUCCACCAAGUUCUGUGUCUGCUGUUCAUGAUAAUGCCAUGCGACUAAAACACGUCACUAGUCUGCAGACCUCCCUUAUUCCCUUUUCUGGCUUGAAAGCAAACCGUGGCAAGUUGUCAAAAUACAGGCAGUGUUCUGUCUCAGCACAGGUGGAGGCAUCGGAGGCUAAAACUCUUCCUAAAGAGACUUGUGAAACUUUUACAGUGGUACCUUGGGUUACAUACGCUUCAGGUUACAGACUCCACUAACCCAGAAAUAGUGCUUCAGGUUAAGAAUUUUGCUUCAGGAUGAGAACAGAAAUUGUGCUCUGGUGGUGCGGCGGCAGCAGGAGGCCCCAUUAGCUAAAGUGGUGCUUCAGGUUAAGAACAGUUUCAGGUUAAGAACGGACCUCCAGAACGAAUUAAGUACGUAACCAGAGGUACCACUGUAAAAGUUGCUCUCGUUUUGGCACUUCAAAAACCCAUUUAAAUUUGGGUUUCUUUCCUGCUGUGACCUUUGGGUGCAAGACCCCUCUUUGUGCUUUUGAUCAGCUGAAGAUGAAGCUUCUAUCUAUGAAUAGAUCCGUGCUUCUUGUAUUUGUGAGGGCUUGCUUGUUGCACAUCAGAUCUUUGAAUUUAGCCCGCCCCCUUUAAACUUUUGCCUAAUUCUCCACCCCCAAUUCCUUAAUCUUCAAAGAAAACAGCAGGAAUUUUUUAUUUUAUUUUUGCUUCCCUUUCUGAGGGUUCAGUGGCUCCACAUGCAAUUGGAAAUCUGGAAGGUGAGAGCCGCAAAUCCCCUCUUGACUUUUUUCUGGGGCCUUUUGGGUGUGGCCCUUGCUGUACCAGUGGCAGCAAACAUCUUUUCUCGCCUUCUGUAGGGCCACGCCCUCAAUCCUGAAUCCUGUCCAGCUGGCUCCGACAGAAAGCUGGUGGCGCUUGCUCACGUUUCUGUCCCACGUGGCACAUCCCUGGUGGCUUGGCAGUGUUGCCCUUGGUACCGAAAAAGAAUGGGUGAGUCAGAGCCACUCGGAUGGGCCUGGGUCGCAGCCGCUUCUCUCCAGAAACAACAGGAUCUCCCGUGCCCUGUCCCUUUCCUGCUUUUGAUGGGAUUCUUUUCCAGAGACACCACCAGGGAUGUCAAAAGCCCAAACUCUGCCAGCUCUCCUUCCCUUUUGAUUCAAUUUUAUGUGCUUGUUCCUGGCAAGUGUUUUGUUCCAAUCCACGCAUCCCACCCCCACCCCCUCCGUCAUAUCUCUGCCGUGCCAAAAAAAGUGUUUGCUCAUGGAGCAACUUGCGCCAGAAGGCACUGUGGUCCCCCUGCAGCAAAAAUUCUGUUAGCAGAACCUGGUGCCAGAUUGUCCCUCCUGUGUAACAUCUGACUUUCUGGGACAGAAACAACUACAACAACAACAACAACCAUCAUUCAUAAAGCAUCAAAAAAAUUCUAAGCACUGGACAAACGUUAAAAACCAAGACAGUUUCUGCCACGCAUGAACAAUCUAAUAGAUCUGAACAACACAAAAGGAAAAAGAGUUUGGAGGGGAGGAAAGCAAAUUCAGGUACAGUGGUACCUCAGGUUAACUACUUAAUUCGUUCUGGAGGUCCGUACUUAACCUGAAACUUUUCUUAACCUGAAGCACUACUUUAGCUAAAUGGGGCCUCCUGCUGCCGCCGCGCCGCUGGAGCACGAUUUCUGUUCUCACCCUGAAGCAAAGUUCUUAACCUGAAGCACUAUUUCUGGGUUAGUGGAGUCUGUAACCUGAAGCAUAUGUAACCUGAAGCGUAUGUAAACCGAGGUACCACUUUAAUGGUUAUUACACGGUUACAUAGUUGAACAAUUGGAACGGCUGCUGAGGAUAUUUAGGAGAGGAGAAAUCAAAGGGAGCUUGAUUUCAGCUGAUUCUAUUGGAAGGGGCUUUACUGGGGGUUGUCGGGGGGCUCAAGGAUAGAUGUUGAAGGGCAUGAGUCCAAAUGAUUGCCUAGUUGGAGGGCUACUUUGGGAAGAGAGAUGGCGGAGUUAGCCAGAGUGCCUCUCUAGCCCCCAGUUGCCUGCCAGUGAGUCCCCCAUCUUCACACCUGUUGUUCCUUCUGCCCCCCACCUCCUGAUGGCACCAUUGGUGGGCCUGAUCUGGCCCAAUGGCUGUACGGUUGCUGAUCCUUCCUCUGUGUGGCAGUAAAGGAGGUGCAGCUAGAAUGAAGCAAAGGGCGAGGUGGAUGAGAGCUCUCUGCCAAGAGCUUUGCUAGGAUGCUGAGCCUCAAAGACAUUUCUGUGCUAACCGGUCAAUUGGUUUUUGGCAGCAGGUCUACUGAGUGACGGGAAGGAAACUCACUGAUUGUUUGAGAUUAAGCUUGGAUGGUCAGUUUGGUGCCAGCUUUAUAAACUUAGCCAGGAGGGAAAUCUCCCCAACUCAAGAAGAACCUAAAAUAGAAACUAGUAGUUUCUCCGCCCGCCUCCCCGCCUUUACAAUUUGCCUCAUAAUCAGGAAACGAAUGAUUUCAAUCUCUGUGGCUAAGAUGGGGAGAUGCUGUUUCCCUUUUCAGGUCUGGAGGGGAAUCCACCUGUUCUGGUGUAGCCACACAAAAGGAAAAUGGCUGAUUUUUGACUUGUGCUGGAAAUGCCUUUGAAGAAAUAGAACCGGGAUGACUGCAGGGGGGUCCCCAUUUCAGAGAACACACCUCUUGAUAGGCAAGCAGUGUAGUUUCGAUGCCGAUUUAGGAGAUAAUCCUAAUCAUGAGGAUUAGGAAUGCCUCUUGCCUUUUUGCAAAAUGGAGCUUAAGGUUCUCUGGCCAGGCAAAAUACCUAUGUGCUACAAAAACAGAGUUUGCCAUGCUCAGUGGAAUCUUCUCUGUGCAAAAAGUCUCGAUUUCCUCUGCUGAUAAGCAGUGCCUGGUGGCCUUUUGCAACUUGGUUUGUCAUUUCUUUGUCUUUUUUUUUUUUUAAGCCAAGCUUGAAUGUUGGAGGGGAGCAUUCCUCUAGAACUGCUGUUCAUGCCAUAUUUGUCCUAAAUGCUGACCUGGAAUGUUACUUAUGACAAAGAGGAAGAAAAUAAACAGAGGAAAGUGAACCGUUGAGAGCGAAGUUAUUUUAUUUAACUUCUUUAAUUUCACUUUUCUUGCUAGUAAUGCUGUUGUCUUGAACUUUUGCUCAUAAAGUUGAGCUUCAAGGCCAUACUAAGAAAUCACAUAAUACAACAGACCACAGACUGUCUAUAAAAGCAAUUGUAAAAUAAUUGGCACCUGUAUGAACUUGCAUUCAAAUCGGGAGCCACCGUGUCUCUGGGAUUUCCCUUGGCUCCCGACAAAUCCAGCCUGGCCUCCCUCUACGUUUUCUGACAUGUGACAGGAUACGUCACCCAGCAAAAACAAAUGUUGUUGGGGUAUUCUGUCUUCUCGUCUCCUGCCACCAUGCUUUAAAGAAAUACCCAGUUUUACACUCUUAAAAGGUGCUGCAUUGUAUUAUUUUAAUGUACACUCAUUCUCCCCUUCUUAAAAAAAGGAGAGUCAGUUUUUUAGGCAUUGAAAAACUCGUCAGUAGAGGUGGGUUUGUGCUGUUUCCAGCUAAACAGUGCUGUUCGGAGCUGGCUUCUGCUGGAAAAUUCAGAAAGCUGGUUUCCCUGGAAGGCAAUCCAUGAGAGAAGUUGGUCUGCCCAGACAAAAGUGUACAGGGAUAUGGACUUCCAGAAAUAGCUUCUCCGAACUAUGCUUGUAUUUCAUUAUGUCCUGCAUAGAAUUGUGUUCUUGCUAUUAUUUGUGCGGAUACAAAUACAUGCUCCUGUUACCCUGUUUUCUGUUGACAAGCAAGAUUUCAGGUUGGGUGUCUCCCCUCCCCAGAUCAGACAAGCAGUCUAGUUUGAAGGGAGGAAAAUUUUACAGAUCUUUGACUGUGGCUCAGUGGAAAGAGCGCACACAGGUGGGGUUUCUGGCUCAGCAUUUCCUCACGAUUGGGAAAGGCCCCUGGGGAAUCCGCUCUUUGUUGUUGCAGUAAACAGGGCUGGGUGAAACUGACUCACCUGCCCAUGAACAAACUUCACCAGCUCUGCAUUUCUGCUUUUAGCUAGACUAGAGGCUCCAUAGCUUGGAGAGCCCAUCCUGUGUACCCUCAAAUCCCUCAGGUAUCCUGUUCCCAAAUGGUAAGGGUAACCAGUCACUGGUGAGGGGUGAGCAAAUCUUCCCAUUUCAAUUUUAUUUAUGUAUUUUUAAAAGAUUUGUAUGCCGCCCUUCAUUCGAGGAUCACAGGGCUGUUUACAAUAUUAAAAACACAAAAAACCACACCGUAGUAACAAACAAAACAAUAACAAUAUCAUACACACCCCAAGUGUAAAAGGUCAUAGAUUGAUUGAUUAAUUAGCCAAAGGCCUGGAAUCUUUUUGCCUGGAGCCUAAUGGGAUAUAACAAAGGUUCAAGGUGAAUCUUCCUGGGGGGAGAGCAUUCCACAAAUGGGGAGCCACCACAGAAAAGGCCUGUUCUCGUGCUGCCACCCUCCAGACCACUCAUGGAGGCGGCAUACAAACAAGGGCGUAGGAGGGUGAUCACAGAGGUGGAUGAUCAAAGGUGUUAUAUACUCAAACCAUCUUAAUCCUGCCUUUUAAAAUCAGAAAUGUGUGUUAGAUUUUUCUGUGCUCUGUUUCAUGCUGGUCUUAAUGCAUGGUGUUUAUUUGUUGUUGCAAGUAGGGUUGGGCUAUCUUGGUUUUUAAAAAAGCAACUAAUUUGUUUAGUAAUAAUAAGCACUCUGCACAUGCUCUGAGUGACUUGUGAAUCCCCAUAGCCUGCUGCCCUGUCAACCAAACGUUGGAGAUGAGCUCAGUUGUGGAAUUUGAUCAGCUAAGAGGGACUCCCUUGUUCAUAACAUUCCAGCCAGGCAGGAUGGUUCUGUCUGCAGCUCUGACUUUUCUUUAGUACGCCUCCCCCCAGCCGUCAUCUGUUUGGUGGGUGAUGCUUUUUUAAGCAGCUGUGUUUCUGUCUCUUGGUCUUCUGUCUUCCUUGGCAGGGGAGGGGAAAGAAAGAAAAUAAAGCAAAAUAUAAUGGAAUGUAAGCGAGUAAUGGAAACUUGGAUCUGAGCUGACGACCAACGUUUGGAUUUUCUCUUGCCUCAGCCUUAUUUAUAGCUUUCUCCGUCUCCCUCCUUUUAAAAUAUAUAUAUAUCUAUAACCCAAAUAAAAAGAUCUUGAGGCCCAGUUUCCCCUCUUCUUGGAGUAGGAGUUUUCUUUAUCUGGUAUGCUAUGGUUCCUGUGAAAUUAUUUGCUGGCCUUUUUAAUUAGAUUUGUAAUCUCCCUUCACACCAUCUCAUAUUACAUUUUCUCCUCCUUCAAGGAACUAAAACCAGCUUAAAUGUUUCAACACCCCCAGUUACCCUCACAACAACCAUGAGAGGUAAGCCAGGCUGACAAUGUUGAUUAGUCCACAAGGUCAACUAGGGAGCUUUGCAGCUUAGCAUCACCCAUCUCUCCCUCUUAGGCCACCUGCAACAGGUUGGUGUAAGAACUUUCCUGCACCGCUUUCCCAAAGAUGCUCAGGUUGUGGUGAGCUCCCAGCCAGUCAGAGAGACCCAAAAUCUCCCUGUUUAGAACUGAGGAACAUGAAAAGCUCCAUCAAAGUGUUUAAGGGCUGUCAGCCAACCAGAUUAUCUGCUAAUACACCCCUUGAUUGAUUACAUUUGCAUACAGUGGUACCUUCGUUCUCAAACUUAGUCCGUUCCAAAACCAGGGCGUGCUUUCCCAUAGAAAGUAAUGCAAAAUGGUUUAAUCCGUUCCAGACUUUUAACAACAACCCCUAAAACAGCAAUUUAACAUGAAUUUUACUAUCUAACAAGACCGUUGAUCCAUAAAAUGAAAGCAGUAAGCAAUGUACUGCAGUCACACAAUCAAUCAAUCAAUCAGUAGCUGAACUGGGUUCCACAGUCACAAAAACAAAACAAUAAGAGCCACAAAAACAAAAAAGCAAAAUAAAUAGCAAAAACACAGACCUCAGCGUAACACUCAAAUCAGAAGCGUAACACUCAAAACGGAGCACGUUUGGCUUCUGAAAAAAGUUCUCAAACUGGAACACUUACUUCCGGGUUUGCAGUGUUUGGGUUCCAGGCUUUUUGAGUACCAAGGUGUCUGAGAACCAAGGUACCACUGUAUUGCCAAAACUUCUAAAUACACACAUUAAUCUCUCUUUUUAAAGGCAGUUAAGAAAACGUGACAUUUAAUAUGUAAGGGGCUACACCUCUGUCUUAGGAGGGAAGUCCUCUUUUAGUCUUUCAUAUUUUUCUCCCUUUUAUCUGUGACAGUAACACACCAGAACCAAAGUAGUCAUGGAAAACUAACCUGUGCCUUCAACUUCUAAAAUUGACCUUGGUAGAUAAAGCAACAAAAGCUUUAGUGGAUUAAUCUAAAACGGUGUUAUACAUAUUUCUAAACACACUUGCAAGAGGAUAGGGUCACAGUAGCCUACAACAGCCUUCACAAUGUUUUGGACAGCAAAAGUUGUAACCUGGACACCUGGAGGGCACCUGGUUGCAGAACGCUUGUCUGUGCCGCAUUGCAUGUCUCCUUUUCCUCCCUUCCUGGGGGCGGGGGAAGGCUAAGUGGAGACAUGAGGAGAGUUUAUAAAACUACACUUGUUGUGGCAAAAGUGGAUAGAAAGAAAUUCUCAUAAUUGGUUGUUUUAGUGAAAUGUGAGGUUCAGGGGCAGAAAACAGAAUUUUCUGGAAAUGUGAUGGCUGCUGGCUCAGAGUGCCUUCAAAAAGGGACUAGGCAACUUCACAGAGGCAGGAGACAGUGUUAUUGAUUGUUGUUUCUUAUAGAACCUCCAAGUCCAGAGGCAGUCUAGAUGUGGAUACCAGUUGCUAAGGGUGAACAGCAGGGACAGGCUGCUGGCUCCAUACCUUUGUUGGAGGUCUUCCUUAAGAGCAGGCAUAGGCAAACUCGGCCCUCCAGAUGUUUUGGGACUACAAAUCCCACCAUCCCUAGCUAACAGGAUCAGCGGUCAGGGAUGAUGGGAAUUGUAGUCUCAAAAUAUCUGGAGGGCUGAGUUUGCCUAUGUCUGCUUAAGAGCAUCUGACAAGCUGCUGUUUGAAACGGGAUGCUUGACUAGAUGGCUCUGUGUCCUGAUCCAGCAAAGCUCAGUGUGUCUUGUCGAUCUUGCCUCUUAAGAACUUUGCAUUGCAUUUUCUGCUUUCUUACGCAUUAUAUUAUGAAAUCGUACUCAUUGCAGACUGACACACAAAGAAAACAGACGAACCAUUUUAUUACUUCCAUAAUGAUUUUGUCAUUUGCCAUUUUUAUAAUAACAAAUCAUCGGGGCUUGGGGGGGUUUUUUUGUACCUUGGUCCGUGAAGAAGACAAGCCUCUCUCCAGUCUGGAUUAACAGCUGUGCCUUCUUCUUUUCCUUGUUUUAGGAACACCAAGAAGGAAGGGGAGCUGCUGACCGCUCAAGCCCGCCUGAAGGACGUCGAGGCCUUGCUGAACUCCAAGGAAGCAGCACUCACCACUGCCUUGGGAGAGAAGCGCAACUUGGAGAAUGAGCUCCGUGAUCUGCGGGGGCAACUGGCCAAGGUGAGGACCACCAACUUAGCAGUCUCCUUCCCUCUUAUCUUACAUUUUUCUGCAACGGACUUUAAUUUCGCCACUGGUGGUGUGUGGACUUGUGAAGCUGACCCUAGAUCAGGCAUGGCCAGACUUGGGUCUCCAUCUGUUUUGGGACUAUAAUUCCCACCAUCCCUGACCGCUGGUCCUGUUAGCUAGGGAUGAUGGGAGUUGUAGUCCCAAAACAGCUGGAAGGCCAAAUUUGGCCAUGCCUGCCCUAGAUGGUGUAAUCUUUAAGAAUGCGGAAGACCUCUGCUGGCUCAGACCAAAAUGCUGUCUGGGCCAGCUUUCUGUUCCAGCAGCUGCCAGCCAGUUUGCCUUUUAGCGCACCCACAUAGGGCCCGGAGGGUGACUGUUGGUUGCCUGUUAAUUGACUUCAGCGUCUGACAAUCAGGGUUGACUGCCUUCGGUCUUGGAGGUUCCACUUGGCUUUCAUGCUUAACCGCUGCAGAUAGAUCUCCUGCUCUUCCAUGAGUUCAUCCUAACCACCUUAUAAAAAGAAAGCAAUCUCACCUGGCCCAUUGCGUUGUGCUUUCUUUGGUCUGCCAGCCCAUUCCAUUGAGUGACUUUCAGUUCUUCAGUUAUGGGAGAGCGAGGAGGAAGCUGGCACCCCCUCCCUCUCCCCACCCCAUAGUGAAUUGAUAAACCCCUGCCUUCAUCAACCCUAGUCCAUAAUUGUACCGGAACCUUUUUUGGGGUGGGUGGGGGGGAAGUGGGAAGCACUGGAGGUUAGGAAAUCUAUCCCAUGAAGAUUUAAAGCAGCCAGCAGAUGACAGCACAACCUGCCAUCUGGGCAAGGCAGUCCUUUAAACCCAACAACACCUCUUGGAUUUUAAAGCAGAUUCAUGCUUCCAGGUGAAAGCAUGUGGGGUAGACCUUCUGGCUGUCGGUGCUACUUCAGAUAGACGGCCUGGCUUUGCAGAGGGAAGCUUCACCUGUGACCCAUGAGAGUGCCAAGCCGGGGCUGGCCCCUAUUCUUGGGCUGGUUUUUGGAAUCCCGGCAAAGUGGAAAUGCACCUGGGCGCUCCCAGAGAUUUCCCAGCCCAUCUGAGAGACAGUGCUUGGGGAAUAUGGCAGUCCCUGGCCCAGCUUCAAUCUGCCCCCAGUAUAAUUUAUUCAUUUCACAAAAUGCAUACACCGCUUGAUUGUAAGGAAAAACCUCGAAGCGGUUUGCAGAAAGAAUGAAACAAUAAAGUUGCUAUUAAAAACAGCUUUUUGAAACAUUAGAAUAAAGUCAAAGAGGAACUAAAUACCAGAUUGAAACACAGGUCAAUGUACUGCAAAUCUGGACAGGCUUACUGGAACAAAAACAAUUUUGACAGGCAUUGAAAAGAGUACAGUGAAGGCGUCUGCCAAUGCCAACAGGCAGAGAGUUCCACAGUCGUCCUACACUAAAAGAUUGAUUUCUUACAAAUGUGGAAUGAGUAUUAUGUGGCAUCUGUAACAGGGCCAGUUCCAUGGAUUCAAGUGCUCGGGUGGACAUAUAUAAAGGCCGCCACGUUUCAUCCCAUUGACAUACUUCUCCCAUUCUCUCUUUUUUUUAUACCACCCCGUCUCCCUGCCAAUCCACCCACAGCUGGAAGCUGCUUUGGCUGAGGCCAAGAAGCAACUUCAGGAUGAGAUGCUGCGACGGGUGGAUGCGGAGAACAGACUGCAGACCCUGAGGGAGGAGCUCGAAUUCCAGAAGAACAUCUACAGCGAGGUGAGUGGGGCAGCCUGCAAAAAACAGCACAGCCGCACAUACCCUCACCAACCCCCUGGGCUUGCCCACAAUUCCUGUCCCUGCAGUGUAAGGCUGAAGGUUGUUUGGGGAAACCCAGAAGCAGCACCCGAGCACAAGAACUCCACCCCUGCCCCUGGCUCCCAGCCAUUAAUAGCCUUUGCCCCCCAUGACUCUUCUUUCCGGCUUCUCCUGCAGGAGCUUCGUGAGAGCAAACGCCGCCACGAGACCCGCCUGGUGGAGAUCGACAACGGGCGCCAGCGGGAGUUCGAAAGCAAGCUGGCUGAUGCCCUGCAUGAUCUGAGGGCCCAGCACGAAAUGCAAGUCAGGCUGUACAAGGAAGAGCUGGAGAAGACUUACGGCUCCAAGGUACCACCCUGGCCUUAAACUCCUUAUCUUUGGCCAGAGAAAUGGAGUCUUUUUACACUACUUUUGGUGCCAACCUAUUUAUUUAUUUCCUCUGGUUUGCGCUGCAGUGGCAGCCUGCUCCUAAGAGACUGUGGAGCUAUUCAGGGCUGGCACACCUGUGAGGCAGUCGCCUCAGGUGGCAGAUUGGGCCUCCACCUCCACCCGCCUGCUCCUCUCCAGCCUCCUGGGGGCAGGCUGCAGGAGAGGGGGAGGAGAAGAAGAAGGCACCAUGACAGCAUUGUCUGUCUUGCCUCAAGUGGCAAAACAUCCUAGGCCAGCCCUGCUUUCCCUUUUGCACCUAUUAUCUCUCCACCCAACCAGCCCCAACUGAAAAGCUAGAAUUAAAGUCCAGGAGUUAACAGUAUUUCACAUUUAUGUCCUGUUUGGUGUAGGAAAUGUGAGGAGUUCAAGUUUUUGAAGUACAGGCAAUGACCACUUUUGUGCAGGGGAUACAUUACACACUGUGUGUGUCUGCUUGCUCUGCCCUUCUCUGCUUCUGCCACCUUCCUGGUUGCAGCAGUGCGCACGUGCAUGGUCACACGUCAGUCGGCCGCUGCCUGCAUUCAAAGGACUGCUCUUCCAAUGGUCCUGGGUGGUUCUCCCCAUUUUGCAGGCUGGGUGUGAGGGAGUGGAUUGCAGCAGCCCUGUAGUGUAGUCUACGGAUAGUCGCGUGUGUUGGAUGCGGCACUGAACUUGAGAGAAGAGUGGUUUGCAACAACCCUGCAUUGUGGUCUAUGCACAUUGGGCCAUAUCUAAUACACUAUCAUAGUCACUAUUUCCCUCUCUCUCUUGUACAACAAUCAGGGCUGUUAAAUAUUGUUUUGAAACACUGCAUUGAAAUACCAUCACCGCUCCCAGAUAGCCAUUUUUCGUCAGUGGCUGGUUUGGAUUUCCAGAAGUAAAAAAACCCAGAAACCACCUCCACUUGUGGUGCAGGUUGAAGAUAUUAAACUGUGUUCCCAACCCACUGCAAACUAAUGUCCAGUGCUGGCUGGGGGCUGAUGGGAGCUGUAGUCCAAGAUGGCCAUGCUGGCUCGGGGAUGUUGGGAGUUGUGGUUCAAAGCAUCCAGAAGGUUGGUGAAGGCUGCUUUAGACAAAGGCAGCCCAUGUCCCAGAAAGUUCCUUUCUGUCCUCCUUUCUGGAGCGCCCAGUUUCUUCUGUGCCUCAUCGCAGCCGAUCUUCCUUUUCAGCUGGAUAACGCCAAGCAGUCAGCCGAGCGGAACAGCAGCAUGGCGGGGGCAGCCCAUGAAGAGUUGCAGCAGACUCGCAUCCGCAUCGACAGCCUGUCGGCGCAGCUGAGCCAGCUGCAGAAGCAGGUGAGGGAUCGGGAAGGGUCACAGGGACAGGCGGCCAGUGCUGUGCUCUGUUUUGAGUGCUGUUGGCUCCCUGGAUGACACUGGGACUGCUGAAUGUCUUUGCCCAGGGUGCUCUAAAUUGAGGCUUAUUCCUCCAGCUGAGUAACGGCUACAUUGCACUGAAACGCUCCCCACUUAACUCUUAAGGGGUUUUGAGCGAAGCCCUUUCUGAUUUCCAACCCUGUAGAGUAAGAAUGAGCACCACCACCCUGUGAGGAUCUAGUGAAUUUCUCCAUGCCCCUUGUGCCGUUGGCCUGCUCCACCUACCAGCUCCUCUUAUUCCUCCUUCCCAGCUCUCUGCCAAGGAAGCGAAGCUGCGUGACCUGGAGGACGCUCUUGCCCGGGAGCGCGACACCAGCCGCCGUAUCCUGUCCGAAAAGGAACGGGAGAUGGCAGACAUGCGGGCCCGCAUGCAGCAGCAGCUGGAUGAGUACCAGGAGCUGCUGGACAUCAAGUUAGCCCUGGAUAUGGAGAUCAAUGCCUACCGCAAGCUCCUGGAGGGAGAGGAGGAGAGGUAGGUGCAGGGCUGGGAAAGUUGACCCGGGGGGGGGGGGGCUGGAGUCAAAACACGGUGGUCUCCCUCGGACGGUGGCCUCCUGUUCUUUCUCUGUUGGAGGGUCCGGCUGUAGGUUGAGUGGAGAGUUUGGUAAAUGGGUCUUCUCUUGGAAAAGAACAGAACGAAGAGGCAGGAUGCUGGAUUAGAUGGGCCAUUGGGCUGAUCCAGCAGGGCUCUUAUGUUCUUAGUUUCAGCUCCUGCAUGCAUCUGAAGACAAGUCACCUUGACGCCCUCUCCUCUCUCUUCUCUCCCCACCCCCAGGCUGCGUCUCUCCCCCAGCCCCACCUCCCAGAAGGGGAGCACCAGGACACGCAUCUCCCACUCUUCUAUGCAAAGCUCUUCCAAGAAGCGGAAGCUGGAGGAUGGAGAGAGCCGCACUAGCUAUUCCCACCAUGCCCGGACCAGCGGCCGCGUGGCUGUGGAGGAAAUAGACCUGGCAGGGAAGUUUGUCCGCCUGAGGAACAAGUCAAAUGAGGUGGGUUACCUUUUGGUGGGGACGGGAGAGGGGAAGUGCCUUGCUGCUUGGCAGAAAUGCUGGGGUGGUCAGGAGGAAGAGGGGCAUGUUCAGCUGCCCAUAAGGCAGAUCUUGAUGAGCUUUUCAGUCCUUGGCCGCAUUCAAAAUUCGCCAGGUGCCAGGCGCAUUUUGCGCCAUCAGCAUGCCCAUCAGCUUAGUCUCUGUGCUGCUGUUGUAGAACUCAGAAAGGGUGCGGAUAGGGCUGGAAUUAUUUGUCAAUGCUUGCCAUUGCCUCUGGCGCCACCUGCUGUCGGGCUCCUUGCCUUCUGUCCUACCAAGCCCAAAGGGCAUCAGCUGCCACUUUUGUUUAGAUUUCCUAGCAUCAAACAACGAAGGAAUACAGAGAAUAGAACCUCAUCAAGCAUCACUCUCUAUAAGAAAUAGGAGUAUAUUGCACACUGAAUUAUCUCAAUGUAACUCAGAAUAACAUGAGUUUAAAGAAUAUAUAUAACAACAGUCUCAGAUCCAUCUUGAAGAGAUAUAUACGAUCUUACAGAUUACUAUUCAGUUUGGACCGACCUGAAGAAGGGUAUCGAAAGAGAUUUUAUCUGAAUGUCUUGUUGUCGGAGUCCUCCUCGUACAGUUUCUCAACUGCAAGAUUUAACACAGAGAAUCUGUACCCUAGUCUUCAUUCGAAUUUCAUUACAUUCGAACUCUUGAACCUGGUGACAGUAUAUAUCUCUUCAGGUUUGAUCUGAGGAUGUAUAUAUUAUUUAAGUUCACAUUAUUCUGAGUUAUACAGUGGACCCUCCAGAUAUGAACUUAAUUCGUUCCGGGGGUCUGUACAUACCCCAAAAAGUCCGCAUCCAGAGGCGCCGCUUCUGUGCACACUUACCAUGGCCAUCUCUCUUCUGUGUUUUUUUAGGACCAGUCCCUGGGAAACUGGCAGAUCAAGCGCCAGAAUGGAGAUGAGGCCCCCAUCUCCUACAGGUUCCCCCCCAAGUUCACCUUGAAGGCAGGCCAGCUGGUUACGGUGAGUAGCUGCGAGCCUCGUGCAAAGCAGAAGUGCAUAAUUCCCCGGACGGGGCCAGCGACUGCGUGAGGAGGAGGAUGGGUGGAUGUGGCGCAGCCCCCUGAACCUCCUCCAGUAUGCACUGUUGUAUGUUGGCAUCUCCCUUGUUGACUUCUCUUCUUCCUCUCUGUCCCCACUUAAGAUCUGGGCCUCUGGUGCCGGGGUGACCCACAACCCUCCUAGUGAUAUGGUGUGGAAAAACCAGAGCUCAUGGGGAACUGGAGACAGCUUGCGCACCGCUCUUCUCACCUCUACUGGAGAGGUAAGGCACCCUGUGGUGGAUGGUUGGGGCCGCUAUUCCUCAGUGAGGCCAGAGCUGUUGCUGUUCAAAGCCCAGGACUCCAUUACAUUGUCCUUUGCUUACAGCUCUCACGUUACCCUCUUCCUCCUGUUACGUCUGUGAAUUUAUUGGGGUGGGGGGCAACCUUUUUCAUCCAAAGGACGCAUUUCCUCAUGGGGUGAGCAGAGCAAACAAAAUGGGUGGAGCCACUGGUGUGACACAUUCCUCUGUACAGUUGGCUAGGUUAAACAACCACAUGCACAUCUCCCCCCCAUCCUCCUCAUAUCCUUAUCAGGGAUCCAUUCCUGCCAGGCAAAAGAGAGCCAGUGUGGUGUAGUGGUUAAGAGCGGUGGACUCGUAAUCUGGUGAACCGGGUUCGCGUCUCCGCUCCUCCACAUACAGCUGCUGGGUGACCUUGGGCUAGUCACACUUCUCUCUGAAGUCUCUCAGCCCCACUCACCUCACAGAGUGUUUGUUGUGGGGAGGAAGGGAAAGGAGAAUGUUAGCUGCUUUGAGACUCCUUAGGGUAGUGAGAAAGUGGGAUAUCAAAUCCAAAUUCUUCUUCUUCUUCUUCUUCUUCUUCUUCUUCUUCUUCUUCUUCUUCUUCUUCUUCUCAGAGUGUGGGUGGUGAGUAUGGCCUGGAGUGCCCCACCUCUUAAUUUAAAUUAUAGGAUACUGCUCUGGUCACUUCAACACCAUCUAUCUAGAGCAGGUGGCUUCCCCCAAAGAAUUAUGGGAACUGUAAUUUGUGAAGGGUGCUGGGAACUGUCUAUUAGCUAUAGUUCCCAGUGUGGAUGUGACUCCUCUGUUGACUGUUACAUGCCCAUUUUUAAAAAGAGGUUUAAGAGACGGUGACAAUUUAACUGCUCCCAAACCCCUCUUCCCAGUACCAAGACCAGGUUAUUGUCCUCUCUGUCCGCCUGACAGGGCCUCUUUGACAUAAAGCCCAGUUGAAAGAUCAAAGUGCCAGCAACUCACCUGACAUCCUUUCUUUCUUCCCCCUCCACAGGAAGUGGCCAUGCGGAAGCUGGUGCGCACCGUGAUUGUCAAUGACGACGAUGAAGAUGAUGAGGAUGAAGAUGGGCGCCACCACCACCACCACCAUGUGAGUUUUCUGGGGUUCUCUGCUAGCAGGGGGAGCGGCUGCAGAGCAGGCAUGACUUACCCUCUCACUGAAGGCUUCCAUGCGCUACUGCAAUGCUCCUAAUAAAGGAGGGCAUUAAAAGCCCACGGAAGCACGAUAGGAUGCUGCUCUUGCCUGGGGCCUCUCCCCCCGUCUCUUCCUGUAUUUCAGCACAUCCCUGUACUCUGUAUUAGCUUGGUCUGUCCUGAUUCCUGUGCUCCUUUGAUUUGGUCUAUAAUUUUUGUUAGCUUUCUCUCUUACCCCAAAGUACAAAAGAAAAACAGCAAACCAUAGGCAAACAUGGUUUUUUGCACAAUAGCCCACCAACAAGAUGAAUACAGUGCUGAAACAGGCAUUUCUCCUAUAUUUCAUAGUAUGACAUGUACAUUAAUUCGGUACAAAUCGUGGGGGGAUAUUACCAGGUGCUGAACCACAUUCUCCGCUUUCCUUGCAGGUUUGAAACCCAUAUUUUAAACUGAAGAUCCCUGGUCCAAGACUGUAUUUCAGUCAGUUACACCCAAUGCUGUGGAGACUGACCUUCCAAUCUCUUGUCUAUUAGUCAAUAAAGUAAAAUCAAACUGAGAAAAUAGAAAUGAAUCCUGUUUACACUGUCCUCUCAUUAAUUUUAACUUAUGAGACAAUUUCUGUAAUAGGAAAAGUUGCUAAACUUCUACAACCAACAAUUUUAGAGCCCCAUUUUAAAACAGCUGCAUUGGUUGCCAGUUCGUUGCUAGGCCCAAUUCAAGGUGCUCAUGUUAGCACUGAAAGCCCUAAAUAACUUAGGUCCCAGAUACCUGGAAGACCACCUCCUUCCUUACAGACCCUCUCUGGUGUUAAAAUCAGAUGAGUUGGGCCCUCUUGCUAGUUCCACAUCCCCCAGAAGUUUGGUGGUGUCCCCAGAGAGGGCCUUUUUUGUGGCAGCCCCUGAGUUUGCAUGUUCAAAGUUUGCUCCCACCAGAGUUUAGAAAUGUUUGCAUCGCAACCAUGAGCUUGGUUAGCUCUUCUUUGCUGUGCAUAAGGAACACAAGCAAACUCAGGGAUGGCCUCGCCUUGCACCCCAGAGAUCAAUUUGUUUAAAGUCUAAACUUAUUCUUAAUUUCACCCCCAAGACUAUACAUAAAUUUAGGGCCAAAUUUCAUGAUUUUAACUAAACCAAUUUGAAAUGCCCAUUCCACACAGUCAAGCAUCUGAAAGAUGCUAAGGAUGUUUCUGCUUACUACUACUACUAACAAUAAUACUUAUUAAUACUUAAUAUUAUUAAUUUCCAAAAGGAGACCAAACUGGGAUAAAGCCAGUUUGGUCCACAUGGAUGUAAUCACCUGUAAUUCAUUUUAAGCAACUGUCAAGGACAGAAGCGAAACUCUUAUAGUGUCUUUGCUGGGGGGGGGGGUGACAUUUGGCAUACUGCCUGCCUGCAACUCCCAAGCCUACCCCGGGGGAAGGGGGGGAGCUGCGGCGCUUUGCCGGCGGCAUUCCCCCCACCCACCCCUUCAUUUUUACAGGUGGGGGAGGCUUGGGAGUGGCGGGCGGGCAGCACACCGAAUGUCCGACAUGGGCGGCUCACUCCGGCACCCAAGCGGCUAUUCCGUGCCUAGGAGGGCACCCGCUCCGCCCCACCCCCCUCGGAAGCGCAUCUGCCCUGGGCAGUGCGGGCAUAUGCUCUGCCGCUGCAGCCACCCACAGCCAAUGCAGAAUUGAACCCUCCCCUCCCCUCCAUCAGCUGAUAUCACAUUGCUCUCAGUUGAUGGACAGGUAAUUGAGGUAUAGGGGAAUUGGCCUCUUUGGCCAAAUUAGACCCCCUGGUGGACCAGAUGUUCUCCACCCUUUUAUUUCCUCCCGUAUAUCACCUUCCUGCUUCUAAAGGAUUGCUAAAAAGAUAUUAAUUUGCAUACUUUUUUUAAUAUUCCCUUUCAAAUCUCCCCAUCCAUAAGGUUAAUUCCUCCUCUGAAAAGCUUUCUAAACAUCUGCUGCAAAAUUUUCAAUUGCACACUGUUAGGCACAUACGCAGAUCCCAAAUCAUAACCUAGUGCAUGGCUUUUGCUUUUUCCCUUCAGAAGAAUAAAUAAAACAUCCGUUGCUAUCCUUCAAAACUUUUUUCCGGCUUCUAAUCGAAAGUUUCGGUGAUUCUGUCUCUGCGUUGGAGAUGGGGAAGCUGUGGCACUCCCGACAGUGGACUGCAACCACCAUCCUGCCUGGAGCCGAGCGUCUCAGCAGCCCCAGGCAGGCCGAUUGGUUCCCCAUCCCUGUUCUCUGUGUGGUUCAGCUUCUGAUCUUCCUCCUCCUCUAGAGCCACUGCAGCGGCUCUGGCGACCCAGGCGAGUACAACCUGCGUUCCCGCACUGUGCUUUGCGGCACCUGCGGGCAGCCGGCAGACAAGGGGGCCAGUACCACCAACGCUGCGACCAGCACCCUGUCCUCUGGCUCUUCCUCUUCCAGCCUCACCAUCACACGCAGCUACCGUACCGGAGGCAGCAGCCUUGGGGAGAACCUGCUCCCCCGGACCUACAUCCUGGGCAAUUCCAGCCCACGCCAGCAGGUCAGUGGGUUGAGCUUUUGGGGGCCAGAAUUUAGGGGAAAUCAGCAGGGAGGGAGUCCCAUCAUUAACUGUAGCAUCUGUUGUGGCACUGUCAACUGUUAAUGUCUGGAGACCCUUGAAAACACACAAGGCCAAGUGUGAAAUAACAUUUCCCAAAUGCUUCCAGCAAGGCCCUAGCAGAACAGCAAAAAAAGAGUAAGCAUUGGGCACAGCCCAACUCGGUGUGGACCCAUGGAAGUUAACAGGCAUGGCUCUCUUAGGCCCAUCAAUUUCUCUGAGUAGAACCUAGUUCGCUACAACCCUACAUGUCUAUUAUCACUGCGGAGAAUUCGUCUAACUUUAAAAAGGCCUCACAAGGCUUUCCCCAAACGACAGAUGCUGUCCAUUUGCAUUUCUCUAUAUGAAUGAAAUCGGUCAGUUUUGCCAUGAAUGCUUCUACCAUGUUUCUGCACCUGUUUGUUAAACGAUGGUGGAUUAAGACUGUUGGAGGCGACUGAAAUGUGGCAGCUGUUUUAACAAACCAGAUCAGGUUGCUUGAGGUGCACAGAAAUUCCCAAGUGAUGUACACAGGGGACUCAGUGAUAGUGAAAAUGACUAGAUUGGGGAGAAAGUUGGUUCACCUUUUUAUAUAAACCCACCUAAUUCAGAGUUUGGGGGGGCAAAUUUGAUACACAACUACCCUUUGAAAUUUGUGUUUGAUUUAAUCUUGCAAUUGACAACCCAAAAAAUGUUUACAAAGCUGUGUAUAUAUGGGAAAGGUGGGAGCAGUGUGGUGCAGUGCUUAGUGUUGAACGAGGACCUGGGAGACCAGAGUUAAAAUCUUCCCCUGGCUGUGUGACUUUGGGCCAGUCACUGCCUCUCAGCCAAACCUGUCCAAAAGGGUUGUUGUGGGGAUUAAACGAGGAAGGAGAGAACCAUGUACAGCACUUUUAGCUCCUUGGAGAGAACGGUGGGAUAUAAAUGCAAUAAAUAAUACAUAAAAUGCCACUGUUAAUGCAAAUAAAAUUAAAAUUAUAUUAAGGAGAAUUGCUUGCCAAGUGUGGAUUUUAGGGGAAAUUCCAUACAAAAGAAUGUAUCAAGAGAAACGCUUAUCAGUUUCUUUGUGGUUACUAUAAAGAAAGAAAACUGAUGUCCAAAUGUGGACAACUAAAUUUAAUAUUUGAAAAAUAAAAUCUGGAACUGACGGAUUUGUCCGUCCCUAAGAAUAAUGCAGGGUCGGACUUAACUGAGCUGCCCACUGUCUUCCAGAAACUCUCAAUCUUAUUGCAACACCACGAAGUACAGGCACCAUCAGCUUUAGGCUUCAAGCACUUUCAGCAUCUAUCUCAACUUCUAUGAAUUUUUGCUAAAGAAAAAGGGAUUUGAUGCAGGCAAUAAAAAUAUUGUAUUGACUAAACAGUGAAACUUCUUGACCUCUUGCAAGAAUAAAGGACCAGGCAUGAUUUGUAAUAACCAUUGGGUUAUUUCAGGGCAAUGAGGGAGAGUCCAACUUUCUCCCUGUGGUGUUGGAAUUCCAUGUCUCUCCUCAGUCACCUUCUGAACUAUAAAAAUCCCCCAAAUUCUUUGUCCUUUCCUUGGAGGGGAAGGUGCUGAACCUGCAGGAGAACAUUGGCUAAGUCAUCACGAUUUCUUUCCUCAGAAUUUUGACUGAGCCUAUAUGUAUAUUUUAAUGUAUGGUUUUUUUGUGGGCGGAGGUUUGAGUUCCCUUUGUUUAAAAAAGCUUCUAAUUAGUUUAAAUUUUAUUAAUAAAAAUCUUUCUCUGUGUGUGUCUCCCUCCAGGGCCCUCAAAACUGCAGCAUCAUGUAA